AUGUCCACAAAUGCAUCCUCCUCUGACCUCUUCCUAUCACUCCAGACACUGGGUUUACCUGAUUCACACAUUUAUCCAGCGUUUUUCUUUGGUCUUUUCACAUAUAUAACCAUAAUGUUUUUCAACAUGUUGGUGUUAGUGGCUAUUGCUGUGAGUAAGAAGUUACAUAAACCCAUGUUCAUCCUUCUGUUCAACUUGCCAAUCAGUGAUAUGGUGGGUGCUACAGCUUUUUUUCCUCACCUUGUUUUGAGCAUUGUGACAAAGAACAGACUGAUUUCUUAUCCCGCAUGUAUUACUCAGGCAUUUAUGAUUCAUUUCUAUGGUACAGGUAACUUGCUGAUCUUGAGCGCUAUGGCGUAUGACAGAUAUAUUGCCAUAUGUCAUCCUCUGACGUAUAAUAUUAUCAUGAGUCCGCAUAAAUUAGCUAAAAUGAUUAUUUUAGUAUGGCUGAUUAGUUUUGUGAUAAUUGGUGUUCUAAUCUUACUAUUAGCACAGUUACAGUUGUGCAGAACGCAUAUUAUAGAUUUGUUUUGUAAUAAUCCAUCCUUACUGAAACUGGCUUGUUCUGGCACUAGGGUGAACAGCCUCUACGGAUUAGCAGGUAUUGUUUUUCUCCAAGGAGGCUCGUUGUUAAUAUUAGUGUACACAUACGCACAGAUAUUAUACACAUGUCUUGUGACUAAUCAGUCCGAUGCCCGGAGAAAAGCCAUACAGACAUGUGGGUCACAUUUAGUAGUUUUCUUGUUGUUACAAAUCAAUACUCUGUUCACACUUACAGCUCACAGGGUUAAUAAUACAUCCCCUUACCUGAGGAGGGCCCUGGGAGUGUCCAUUUUAAUAUUUCCUCCUUUUUUGGAUCCGAUUAUAUAUGGAUUGAAAACUAAAGAACUGAGGCAGGCAGUAAUAGUGUUUCUAAGGAGAAAUAGAAUUUAA
Messenger RNA from Sphaeramia orbicularis (orbiculate cardinalfish), 933 nucleotides. RefSeq names its product putative gustatory receptor clone PTE01. Lineage: Eukaryota; Metazoa; Chordata; Actinopteri; Kurtiformes; Apogonidae. The coding region runs from base 1 to 933 and encodes 310 amino acids. The transcript has a single exon. The record is from RefSeq and is a predicted model, not a curated record. Gene Ontology annotation, biological process: detection of chemical stimulus involved in sensory perception of smell; G protein-coupled receptor signaling pathway. Gene Ontology annotation, cellular component: membrane. Gene Ontology annotation, molecular function: olfactory receptor activity; G protein-coupled receptor activity; odorant binding.